Messenger RNA from Diversispora eburnea, 765 nucleotides. Lineage: Eukaryota; Fungi; Glomeromycota; Glomeromycetes; Diversisporales; Diversisporaceae. The record is from the annotation of a GenBank genome assembly.
AUGCCAGAUGAAUUGGCAAUGACAUUACCUUUGCUACAAAAUCCUUUAAAAUUUUUACAACCUAAAGAAAAUUCUUCCAUAUCAGCUAACUUACAAUUUGUUUUAUGGCUCGAACCACCUGUAUAUGUAACUGACACAGUGGCGAAAAACUUGGCAGGAUUUUUCUUCAACAGAACUGAGAAAUAUGAUCCUCAAAGUUUAUCGCUGGAACAACUUUUGAUAGAAGAAGCGGUUCCAUCGAUUAAAUUUAGUGCUAACCGUGAUAUAAAUUCUGAUGUACGAUGGGAAAAGAAAUUUGAUGAUUCAUCUUAUCUUCAAGUUUAUUCUUAUGAUACCAAGUCUUUUACAAAUGCUAAGAAAAUUUUGUUACGUCAACAACUAAUUUAUAAUGCACUUUUUCAAAGUUGUUUUAAUUCUUCUACUUACAAACCUUUGUCCAAAUCUAAUCAACCAUUUCAAACAUCUUCUCUUGAUAUUCAAUCAGAUGAAUCAGAUGAUUCUCAAUUAAAGACCAUAAAGAUUCAUGUUCAAACAACAGAUCCACCGAAUUCUUUAUCUGUUACCUUUCAAGUACCUGAAAUAUCGGCUUCUAUUUCUCUCCAAAUCUCUAAUAUACAAGAUUCACAACCAUUUGUUCUGUCUCAAAUACUUUGGAAAGAAGAAAAGGGAGGAGGAGAAGGAAACAAAGAAUAUGAUCCUAAUAAUAAUCAAAUUAAUAAUCAAAAUAAUCACAUCAAAAUAAAUGAUAAUUUAUUAACUAAAUAA